This is a messenger RNA of Argentina anserina (silverweed cinquefoil), 1492 nucleotides long. Its product is annotated as putative glucose-6-phosphate 1-epimerase. NCBI's taxonomy places the organism in Eukaryota, Viridiplantae, Streptophyta, Magnoliopsida, Rosales, Rosaceae. The record is from RefSeq and is a predicted model, not a curated record. The transcript has 11 exons. Gene Ontology annotation, cellular component: cytoplasm. The coding region runs from base 1 to 1008 and encodes 335 amino acids. Gene Ontology annotation, molecular function: carbohydrate binding; glucose-6-phosphate 1-epimerase activity. Gene Ontology annotation, biological process: carbohydrate metabolic process.
AUGUCUUCUGGGGUUUCAGAGAAGGUGCUGGUGGAGUACUGUAAGGCCCCCAAUGGCCUUGAGAAGGUUGUUCUCAAAGAGCUUCGCGGCUCUUCGGCUGAGAUGCUUCAGCUCAAGAAAAAGUACAGUUAUACGGUAGUUUAUAUGACCAUGUUGGCUUCUAUAUAUUUGUAUGGAGCCCAAGUUUCAUCAUGGAAAAAUGAACAUGGGGAAGAAUUGCUUUUCAUGAGUAGUAAGGCUACAUUUAAGUCUCCUAAGGCUAUCCGUGGUGGAAUUCCGAUCUGUUUUCCACAAUUUGGAAAUCUUGGUUCUCUUGAACAACAUGGAUUCGCUAGGAAUAGGUUUUGGAGUAUUGAUCAAGAUCCACCGCCUCAUCCAACAAAUAGUGGCAACAAAGCUUGCAUUGAUCUGAUCCUGAAGACCUCUGAAGAGGAUUCAAAAUUAUGGCCUCACAGAUAUGAAUUUCGACUCAGGGUGACCCUGGGACCUGGAGGAGAUUUAAUGUUGAAUUCCCGCAUUCGAAAUACAAACACUGAUGGAAGGUCGUUUACAUUCACAUUCGCUUAUCACACCUAUUUGGCUGUAACUGAUAUAAGUGAAGUGCGAGUAGAAGGACUAGAGACACUGGAUUAUCUAGAUAACUUGAAGGAUAGAGAGCGGUUUACUGAACAAGGGGAUGCCAUAACAUUUGAAUCAGAAGUGGACAAAGUUUAUCUUGGCACACCUACAAAAAUUGCUAUUCUGGACCAUGAAAGAAAGAGAACAUUUGUCUUGCGAAAGGAUGGACUUCCAGAUGCUGUUGUUUGGAAUCCAUGGGAUAAGAAAGCAAAGGCGAUUCCUGAUUUUGGAGAUGAUGAAUACAAGCAUAUGCUCUGUGUCCAGGCUGCUUGUGUGGAGACGCCUAUUACUUUGAAACCCGGUGAAGAAUGGAGAGGAAGGCAGGAGCUGUCUGCUGUUCCUUCAAGUUACUGUAGUGGAAAACUUGACCCAGAUCAGGUGAACGGAUGAUCAUAAAUCCAUAUCAGGCAGUUUCUGGAUAUUAGAUGUGGCAGUUGUUUUCGUUGGAGUGCAGAUUCAUCAUCAUUCAUCAGCAUCAUUGUCUAUAUCCACUUCAAUGGAUAUUCAUUGGUGUAGGAACAUGAAGAAGGCAGUUAAAGGAAGGUUAGUUGAUAUCUUGUGAAUGUAUAGUGGACUUGCUACUGAAGAAAUGAAGAUAAAAAAAAAAGGCCUUUUGGCCCCUUAUCCCCGUGCUCCUUUCUCUUCCAUAAGCUUCUUCAAACAAUUUUAUUAUUUCGUGUUGAUUAUCUCUUGCUUGUUUUUGGAUUAGUAAUAAUUAGCAUAGCACCCAAGCUCCUUUGAGUCCUUUUUUCUCUUCCAUAAGCUUCUUCAAACAAUUUUAUUCUUUCGUGUUGAUAAGAUGACUUGUAAAUCUCUUGCUUGUCUUUGGAUUAGUAAUAAUUAGCAUAGCAACCAUAGUUGAGAAGUUUUUUGA